AUGGAUUAUCGUUUACUGGUGAAAAUACUCAGCUUUUUGCUGCUCGCUCAGCUGUCGACAGCGCAGUCUGCCUCGCAAUCGCAAACAGAUUACGGCGAGGAGCCGCCAGAGGGUUAUUAUGCAUUUGUUGAGUCUCCGAAUGCUGUGCCGCCACGAGUGCGUCCACCGCCGUACACGUUCAUCAAUGCGGAUUGCAAGGAUGUGGCCACCGGCAAGAAGUCGGCGGUGUCUGUACACAACAUUUGCGGCGAUUUGAAUAAGGGACAAAUACCCAAGAAUCCGUUGGGUCAGAAUGUCCUUGGGGAACCAUAUCCCUUCGAACUGAUACGCAAUCAGACACUGAAGUUUCUGUCCAAGACGUUGCCCGUGCUUAAGGCGGACGAUACACUGCCCAAGGUAACACAGAUUAUACGCGAUGAGCCGGUGGAUCAGCUGGACAAUAACAAUAUCGAUCGGCAUUAUGCCACACGCGUCACACGCAGCUUGCCGGAUGGCGUGGUGUCCAAUGAGUACAGCUACUUUGAUCCCGCUCUGGACGAGGAAGAUCAGCAGCAGAAGAAGCUGCACGAGCAACGACGCGCCGUUGAGGAACGUAAGCCACGUAAAUUCUGCGAUGGAGGUGGAGUCUUCUGCACGUUGUAUCGCGCCAUUCAGGGCGACACCAGCCCCGCUGUGUCCGCUGCGCAGACGGCGGAGCGUCGCGAGGAAGUGGGGCCCAUACGCUAUGAGGGACCGCCUACACCCUGCCCCGCCAAGGUGGAGUAUGCCACGCCCGUCUUUGCCAAGAACUAUCAAGGCGCCUGGCGCUAUGUGGUUCAGAUACCCUAUGAAGGUUACUUCACGCAGACUGUGGAGGUGACGCGCUGCAUUCAGGCACGCUGCCACUAUCUGGAUGGCGGCUGUUUGUCUUCGCCACGCUGGGUCAGUCUGCUGGUCGCUGAGAUUUUCUAUCCCAAUGCCGAGGAUACGGUGCCAAGUAGCAGCACAACGACGCCAGCUCCAUCUGUGCAGGAUUUCCAGGCCUAUCAGCAGUAUCUGCAGAAGCGUGCCGGCGUGGCCAAUGCCUCCGAUGGCAGCACAGGUGUCCAGGGUGCAGGUGCCCAAAGUGCUCCAGCCGAUGCGCACUGCGAUGGACACGAUGAGCUGGGCUGCUUCCAGGUGCGGCUCUACUACGAUUGGUUCUUGAUACCCGGCUCCUGCAAAUGCUGGCGUCCCGACUAUUUCGCCAAAUACGUGCGCCGAAAGUCCGUCGCCGAUUUGUAGACAACUAGAAUAAGCC
Messenger RNA from Drosophila hydei, 1279 nucleotides. RefSeq lists its product as uncharacterized. Gene Ontology annotation, biological process: regulation of Toll signaling pathway; central nervous system formation; innate immune response. Gene Ontology annotation, molecular function: growth factor activity; Toll binding. NCBI's taxonomy places the organism in Eukaryota, Metazoa, Arthropoda, Insecta, Diptera, Drosophilidae. The record is from RefSeq and is a predicted model, not a curated record. The transcript is spliced from 4 exons. Bases 1 to 1263 code for a protein of 420 amino acids. Gene Ontology annotation, cellular component: extracellular region.